Messenger RNA from Eufriesea mexicana, 1247 nucleotides. RefSeq names its product RAS oncogene family member Rab11 (gene Rab11). Gene Ontology annotation, molecular function: GTPase activity; GTP binding. Lineage: Eukaryota; Metazoa; Arthropoda; Insecta; Hymenoptera; Apidae. The record is from RefSeq and is a predicted model, not a curated record. Bases 263 to 910 code for a protein of 215 amino acids. The transcript has 5 exons.
GAAAGGAGGCCAUAUUGUACAGUUAAAUUGAAAGAACGAAAAUAAUUAUAUCAUCGUGUGGUCCUGCUUGUUUCAUUUCGUAUUUUUACCAUACAUAUCCAUAAAGGUGUUAUACGUCCGUUGUGAGUAGAAUAACAGUGUCCGGGGUCCGUUUUGGGGCUCCUACGAUUUCUUUUGUAAAUAACUACAAGUUGUAGUAGUGUGUCCUGAUAUCUAGAUACCGUCCGUCAGUCUACUAAAGGGGUUUAUUGCUCCAGACGAGAUGGGCACUCGGGAUGACGAAUACGAUUACUUAUUUAAAGUUGUUCUUAUUGGUGACUCUGGUGUAGGUAAAAGUAAUCUUUUGUCAAGAUUUACAAGAAAUGAAUUCAACUUGGAAUCAAAAUCAACUAUAGGAGUUGAAUUUGCUACGCGUAGUAUACAAGUAGAUGGAAAAACUAUUAAAGCUCAGAUUUGGGACACAGCAGGACAGGAACGUUAUCGUGCUAUUACAUCUGCGUACUAUCGUGGUGCAGUUGGAGCCCUAUUGGUAUAUGAUAUUGCAAAGCAUUUAACAUAUGAAAAUGUGGAAAGAUGGUUGCGAGAAUUACGGGACCAUGCUGAUCAAAAUAUUGUUAUUAUGUUGGUUGGAAACAAAUCCGACUUAAGGCAUCUACGUGCAGUUCCAACUGAUGAGGCAAAAGCAUUCGCAGAGAGAAACGGCCUCUCUUUUAUUGAGACUUCUGCUUUAGAUUCUACAAAUGUUGAAACAGCAUUUCAAAAUAUAUUAACAGAAAUCUACAGAAUCGUAUCGCAGAAACAAAUACGCGAUCCACCUGAAGGUGAUACAAUCCGGCCACAAAACGUAGAGCCCAUCGACAUGAAGCCAACAAUGAACUCAGAGGGAAUGCGUAAGCAGUGCUGCCAGUGACUCACCUUGCUGCUUAAAAUAAGGACAUACAAAGAGGCAGAGGCAAAAAGAAAAGUGAUCGACGGUAAACGUAACAGGUGCAUACAGUACAAGAAUCAAGACUAUUUACGAAUAUAAGUAUACAUGACUAAUGAUUUCCCAAAUAAUCCGGCUUUCAGGAUACAAUAUAAAGUAUUCUUUGACUUUGUCGUUUUAUGGAAGCGGAUAAUGGUAGUACUUAAAACAAAAAUAUCUUUACAUUUUUAUUUUGAACAGUCGCUUGGUUUCGAUCAAACUACUGCUGCUGCUGCUGCUGCUGUUGCUGUUGCUCCUCCUCCUCCUCCUCCUCCUCCUCCUC